AUGGACAACACAAAACCAAAGUCAAACGGCACCCAAAAGAAGAAAUUCGGCCCGAACAAGGGCAAACAAUCGCUCCUGAAGAGCAAAGCCAAUGCUGCAAGCGGUUAUGCCCAUCGCCAAAGUCUGAAGGCGAAGAAACGGGAGCAGGAAGUGGGGGAUGUAUACGAGUAUGUCCAGGAGAAGACACGGCGGUCAAAGGUCCGUAUGGAUCUCGACAGGGAUGAGGCCCAAGAGUUUGGAGAUUUGGACGGUUUGGAGGACGGUCAGCGGGAGGCCCUGCGGGCUAGGUUGAUUGGGGAGCACGACGAUGACGAGGGGAUUGAUAGCGAAGACGACGAGGAAAUUGACAGUGACGCUGCUUUUGAGGAGAGCGACGAAGAGCGGUUCGCAGAGUUCUUCCCUAACAAGAAGAAAAAAGCAGCCUCGAAGAAAAAGGAGCGCUCUGUACGCUUUGCUGAAGUAGAUUUGAACGAGGACGACGAGCCUCCAGCCCAGGAGAAGGAGGAGAGCGACGAAGAUGAGGAUGAAGACGAGGAUGAGGAAGAAGAAGGCGACCCUGACGAGUUUAUUGAUCUCUUGGAUGUCCUGGACGGCAAGGGCGAAAUCGACAUGCCCAGCGAUGAGGAAGGAGCGUCAAAAUCUUCACCUCAGCCUUCGAAAUCGCAGUCAAAGUUGGAUAUGGACGACGAUUUUGACAUGGAGGAAGGGGUUGGCGAGAAGGGCGAAGACGAGGAGGACGAAGAUGAAGAUGAAGAGGACGGCGACGACGACGAAGAGGAUGAAGAGGGCGACGAGGGUGAAGAAGAAUUCCAAAUCACCGCCUCCGACGACGAAGCCGAUGAGGGCAACUUGGACAACCUCCAAAGUUUCGUCGAAGCCCUCGAUACCACCGCUCAAAAACGCAAAGCCGACGAGGACCCAUCAGCAUCUCAGCAAAAGCGAAAACGACGACUAAUCCAGGAACAGACGGAGACAGGUGCUGAGGACGAGUUCAGAGUGAAUGCAAGCGGUUCGAAGCUCAACCUCGAUGACCUUCUGGAGCCUCUGGCGACCCAAUCCUCGUCCCUGUUGUCACUGAAAAAGACGACCAAAGUCCUGGGCUCAUCAUCUAAAACCAAAUCCCUGUCCGCACCACUCCCCCAACGUGCCCAAGAAAAGCUCGACCGUCAAGCAGCAUAUGAGCAGACCAAGGAGGAGGCUGAGCACCUAAGCUUCCCUCUACAAGCUGAGAAAGCAGGCCGAGUCUCCAACCUUGAGCUGACCGCCAAGUUCAAACCAACCACAGCACUCGAAAGCGCAGUCGACUCCCUCCUCAAAUCCGCGAAAGUCAGAGAAGACGAAAUCCAGGAAACAGAGGAAAGCAUGCUCAAAGCUAACAACCUCACCGUCGAAGAAGUCGCUCAACGACGUGCCGAGCUGCGCAAGAUGCGUGAGCUGAUGUAUCGAGCGGAGGUCAAGGCGAAGCGGGUGAAGAAGAUUAAGAGUAAGACGUAUAGGAAGUUGAAGAGGAAGGAGAGGGAGAGGAUGGCGGAGAAGAUUGACGAGGAGGAUAGUGAUGAUGAGGAGGCGCAGAUGAGGAGGGAGAUGGAGAGGGCAAGGGAGAGGGCUACCCUUCGCCAUAAACACACCGGCAAGUGGGCGCGACAAAUGAAGCACAAGCAUCUCGAUGUGGAUCAGCGAAAGGAGAUUGAGGAGAUGUUGGACAAGGGCGAGAAGUUGAAGAGGAGGAUAGAGGGCCUCGGCUCUGACGAGAGUGAGGAGGACAGUGAUGACGACAUGUCGGACGAGGAGGACCCCGAGAAAAUCAAAGCCGAUGCAUUCGACGAACUGCAGAAGCUGAAGGAGACGGACGGGGACGACGCCGAAGUCACAGCUGGAAAGAAGGGCAAGUCGGUGUUCGAGAUGAAGUUCAUGAAGGAUGCUAUGGCAAGGCAGGAUGCUGUGGCGAACCGGGAAGUUGACGACUUUAUGAACGAACUCUCCGGAGCGAUGAACGUGGACAGUGACGACGAGGAGGCCGAGGUUGCAGCUGAGGAGCACGAUCCCUCGAGUGGUGUCGUGGUACAGAGGGUUGGCGGACGUGUAGUCUACCGGCCAGGAGCACCGUCUACAAGCCAACCCUCAACAACAACUCGAGCCCCCGCCCCUCCCUCCGACACAUCCAGCGUAACCCUCAAAUCAACCGACCUCCUCUCACCCAUCGUCCCGCAAUCACCUCUGAACGAAACGACCUUCUCCUCCUCCUCAAAACCCUCCGGCGAGAUCAACCCCUGGCUCGCCCACGCCACCGACGACUCGGCCAAAAUCGCACGCAAGAAGAACGAAGUGGUCGUCAGCAAAGACAGCAAAUCCGCUGAAAAAUCCAAGAACAAGCUGAAAAAGGAGGCGAGAAAACGGCAGGAGGAGAAGGAGCUGGCCAAGGACGAUGCGACGCUUGAGAUUUCGAUGGAUAAUGUGUUGCAGUUGGGUGAACCGUCUAAAGAGGGGCAGGCUUCCACUUCGGCUGCAUCAUCCCAGAAGAAGGCUCCAAAGGCCAAAACUUCGACAACUACAGGCGGCGACGACUCGGAUGAAGACUCGGAUGCCAACAGCGAGGUUGACGCUCAGGAACAAGCACUCCUCCGAAAAGCAAAAGGAAAGGGCAAAGCAGCUGCACCCACCGCUUUCCAACAACGCGAUCUCGUCGCGCUUGCCUUUGCGGGCGACAACGUCGUUCGAGAAUUCGAAGAGGCCAAACGGCGAGAAAUCGAAGAUGACGCGCCUAAGGAAGUGGACACUACCAUCCCAGGUUGGGGUUCAUGGGCCGGUGCAGGCAUGCGCAAAAAGCCUCCCAAACCUGAGCGAAUCAAGAAGAUCGCCGGUGUGGACCCUACGACUCGAGCCGACUACAAUAAGAAGCACAUCAUCAUCUCUGAAAAGAGGGACAAGAAGGCUGCCAAGUACCUCGUCAAGGAUUUACCAUAUCCCUACACGAGUCAGGCUCAGUUCGAGCGGACGAUGGAGAGACCGUUGGGCACCCAAUGGAACACGAGAGUCGCGUUCCAGAGAGCUACGCUACCAAGAGUGGUCAAAAAGCCUGGCGUCAUCAUUACUCCCCUCAACAAGGCUACCUAA
Coprinopsis cinerea okayama7#130 is the source of this 3114-nucleotide messenger RNA. Its product is annotated as small nucleolar ribonucleoprotein complex subunit Utp14. Gene Ontology annotation, cellular component: nucleolus; small-subunit processome. The record is from RefSeq and is a predicted model, not a curated record. Gene Ontology annotation, biological process: rRNA processing. Bases 1 to 3114 code for a protein of 1037 amino acids. The transcript is spliced from 7 exons. Lineage: Eukaryota; Fungi; Basidiomycota; Agaricomycetes; Agaricales; Psathyrellaceae.